This is a messenger RNA of Daldinia decipiens, 1765 nucleotides long. Its product is annotated as cytochrome P450. The record is from RefSeq and is a predicted model, not a curated record. The transcript is spliced from 4 exons. Lineage: Eukaryota; Fungi; Ascomycota; Sordariomycetes; Xylariales; Hypoxylaceae. Gene Ontology annotation, molecular function: heme binding; iron ion binding; steroid hydroxylase activity. The coding region runs from base 1 to 1596 and encodes 531 amino acids.
AUGGAGUCAUCAUAUGUAGAGGCUGUGAUGAUAGCUGUAGCCAAAGAUGCUCGCUUUGCUAUCCUGGGGAUAACAGUUUUUCUAUUUAUAUCCUGGAGACUUUUCACAUUCACUAUCGUUCCCCUACUUCAUCCGAAUGAUCCCAAAGAAUACCCUUACUGGAUCCCGGUUGUUGGCCAUCUACGAUCCUUCUUUAAGAAUUCGAGCCAACUAUUAUCAGAAGCAAGGUUGUAUUUUCAUAACAGUAGGGAACCCUUCGCCCUAACAGCUGGGGGGCAGAAGUGGUACGUUCUUACCAAGGCUGAAGAUGUCGCCGCGACAUACAAAAUUGAUAAUGGCUCUCUAUCAUAUGACAUUUUCGCCGUUGAAGUUAUGCGUAUGGUAGGGAUCUCAGAAGAAGGGAUCCGCAAGGCUUUUCAGACGCAGGGUGCUGAAAAGGAUAACCACAUAUCUAAGCCGCACAAGCACUUGGUCAGACUCUGUAGGGAGUACCAACUGGAGCAGCUUUCACCCGGAAGUCGCCUAGACCGGCUAGUGGGAAUGGCUAUUGAUACAAUGAAGCUUCAUAUGGAUGUUGAGAUGAUUGCACAGCAGAAAUGGUACGCCUCAUCAAUUUGUGAUGGUUGUAUCACCGUCUCUCUCUACCAAUGGCUCUCUGAUGUCUUCAUUGACAUGGGAACUCAAUUAUACUUUGGAAAACUACUGAAGGAGAUAGAGCCUGAUAUCGUUCGUAUAUUCAUGGCCUUCGAAACUCUUUCCUGGCAGGCCAUGUACCAAUACCCUAGUUUUCUAUGCGGCGAGAUGAUGAGCGCCAAAUCCAAACUUCAGAAUGGGCUAAAAACCUACUUUGCCAUUCCCAAGGAGCAAAGAAACAAUACGUCAUGGUUUAUAUCACAAAUUGAGAAAGAUAUGGAUCGUCUCAAUGUAGCAACAAAUGAUAGGGCGAUAUUCUUCUUUCAGCUCUUCUGGAGCAUUAAUGGCAACACUCGAAAGGCGCCAUUCUGGCUACUUUCAUACCUCAUUUUUGAUCAAGAUCUCAUGAAGCUUAUCCAGGCCGAGACAAGGCCUGCUCUACAAAAUAAUGGUGUUGAUAUUGCUUAUCUCCUCGACUCUCAAACCUGUCCACGACUAAACAGCAUCUGGGAUGAAAUGACUCGACUCACUGCUUUCGCUGCUUCGGUUCGGUUUUUAACCCGCGACAUCGAGCUAGGAGGUAAGAUUCUACGUAAGGGCAACCGCCUUAUGAUGCCACAACGGCAGUUACACUUCAGCGAACAGGUGUUCGGAGACGAUGCAUCUAAGUUCAAUCCGGACAGGUUCUUGAAAAACCCAGCACUUCGAAGGAACCCAAGUCUCAGGCCAUUUGGUGGCGGAGCUACUAUGUGCCCCGGCCGCAAUCUAGCGAAGCAGACAACAUUUGCAUUUGUCGCAAUUGCCAUAAAUGUAUUUGAUUUGGCUCUGGACCCGCCUGGCCAAAAAUUCCCUGAAGCUGCAGAAGGAAAACCAUCAAUCGGAUUAGUUGACUUGCAAGAUGGACAUGACCUGCUUGUGAGGCUUUGCCCAACAAAGGCCUACUUCGGUCUAAGGGGCAGUUAAGAUUUGUUUGUAGAAGGUCUUUUGGAUUAUAGAUAUACGCAGAUCCGUCUGGUAGCUUUUCUACUAUAAUCAAACAGCAUGGAAACAACUUUGUUCUGCGAGGAACUCUCACCUAACUAGCUACGAGAGUCUAAGUCUACCUAUGCAUAUCGAACAUGUCCUUUGUUCU